Molecule: messenger RNA, 4476 nt
Organism: Daphnia carinata
Lineage: Eukaryota; Metazoa; Arthropoda; Branchiopoda; Diplostraca; Daphniidae
Exons: 16
Coding region: 1080-4163 (1027 amino acids)
Biological process (GO): monosaccharide transmembrane transport
Cellular component (GO): membrane
Molecular function (GO): hexose transmembrane transporter activity
Source: RefSeq, a predicted model, not a curated record
UGUGUGCUGGGUGGGGGCGCGGCACACAGCGCUGGCCUCACGCACACGCCUCACUCGCCAUCAUCAAAGUGCACGGCGCCGCCGCGUCUGCCCGUAGCGCCGCUUCUCAAGUCACUGUGGACUUGCAGCAGCGACGUCAACACCGUCAGCGCCGGGGCAGGCGACGGCAGCGUUACUCUAGAAGCGCCGCCGGCGGCGGCGGCAGCAGCAGCAGUGGCAACGCCAGGGCCGGUAGCGCGACUGGUGCCCACCAGCGUCUCAAGCGGCUCGGAGUCGUAGCCGAGCGUUCAAAGUCGCAAGAUCGCAGUCAAAACGCGCACUCGACCGCCAAUCCCCGCUGUUGGCCGGCCGCUUCGGCCAAUCAAGGACGGCAGGCAGCGCACCAGGCGGUGGCCGAAUGCGCGGACGUGACGUCGGCUGAUCGCAUCCAACACCGAGUUUUGCAUCCGGAUUCGAUCCAAUCGCGCGCGAGUGAAACUAGCAAUCAAUUGCCGUCGUCUGGUGCCGCUUUCGGAACGGGAUUGCGAAUCAACAGCUCGUAUUGGGUCGUGUUCAAUACGUGCUGUUCGCAAUUAGUGGCCGGCGGGUUCAGUUUGAACGUUGAAACGGCCAGUGCGGCAGGUGACGGCAAUUCGCCGUUUGGCGCUCGGCCGAAUCGAGAUUCUCCUGGAGACUCGAGCGAAGCGAUUCCCGAAUAUUUCCAUCAACAUUCUUGCUCGCGAGAGCAAGAGGAAAAAGAAGAAGAAGAAGAAGAAGAAGAAGAAGAAGAAGAAGAAGAAGGGCCCAGCCGUCAUCGUCACGACGCAGCAGCAGCAGCAUCAGCAGCUGUGGCGACGGAACAAGACUCGGACGCAGACGCAGAGGACGAACAAGAAGAGUCUGACGAAAUCGAGACGGGAACGGCAAGCGAAGGUGCAACAGACGAACAAGUAGAGGACGAGGAGGAGGAAGUGGAGGAAUUGAUAUCGUCCAAUAGUUUGAGCAGUUCGCCGCCUUGCCCGGACACAACGCCACCGCCUCUGCCGCCGCUCUUCAUCUUUCAUCCAUCGUCGAAGACGUCGUCCGCUUCACCUCCUCACAUGCGGAGGUGUCGCGAUUCCGAUUCAGACUCGCCGUCCAGCACAUCCCGUCACAUCGCCAACACCGCAGCUGCUGCUGCCUCUGCCGCUGCCGCUGCCGCUGCCCGGUCCGGCAACGUAGCUCCAGUCCUUACGGCCAGCCGGACCGGGGCAGCAGCAGGAGCUGGCGCCGCCUGGUACGCCACCGACACGGUUCAGUUAACAACGUUCCGGCCGUUGGCCACAGCAGCCAAAGCUCCAACGGCCGCUGUUGCUGCUGCUGCUGGUGGCGCCAUUUCCAACACGAGCCCUGGUGGCAACGGCGUCGCUCCUGCCAAAGCGAAGAGUCGCACUCUCGAUUCAUCGGACACGUCCGAUUACGAAAACCUCAGCUCUUGCACGUCGGGUCGCUAUGCCACUUUGCCCACACAGUCUCACUUUAGCGAUUGCGGAGCUGCGAGUGCCAAGGCGAGUGGCAACGAGAGCGGGUCGUAUCGCGACCCCUACGCCACGGCGUCGUCUACGACGGCGGCAGGGGUCCUCUUCCGACCGGCCGGCGGCGCCGGAUCGUUUGCUGACAAUGGCAGCGAACCGUUUCCAUCGGCCGAUCAUCAUCAGGCUAGCGCUCACACGUUGUCUCUGCAUCGGCCCAUCAAACGUUCGCAUUGGCUCAACCAAAACGGCCGACCGUCUGACGUCCUGGCUCGAGUCUUCCAAGCCAAUCAAGACUGGCUCGAUUCAAACGAUCCGCAGGACGCCGGAGCCAACUCGUCAUCGUCGGCCAAUGUCACCGUGUCCACCAUCAAGGAUGGUCGUGCAACUCAUCGCACCAGGCGUGGCAUGCCGCCGCCUGGUGGAGUUUUCCAACUGCCUCCAGCGAUGGGAUCAUUGCAACGUUUCGAUCACGGAGCGGGCGAAGUGCGUCAGUUAACGGGACCCGUUUUAGCUCCCAAUUCAUCGGCCAGCGCUCUUCUAAUGAACGCCCCUUUAGGCGGCGUUCCUACCUCGCUGUUGCUGCAACAACAACAACAACAACAACAACAACAACAGCAACAACAACAACAGCAACAACAACAAUUGCUGCCGCUCAUGUCUUUCGGCCCACCGUUCCUAAUGCAACCGACAGCCACGUCAGCCAUGUCGCUGCCGGCUAGUGUUAGCAGUAGCAUAGCUCACCUCCAGCAACACCAUCAGCAGCAACAACAACAACAACAACAGCAGCAGCAAGUUCAAUUACAGCAGCAACAACAGCAACGCGAGGGGGGCAAUCGCAAUAAUCACAGCGGCCACACGCACGCCAUCCAACUGCAAACGUCUUUGGAAAUGGCGCCCGUUGUUUGCCCCGCCCUCUGCGAGAUUCGCACCCAAUUGCAAGAAUUGACCCGAUCUGUUGAGUCUUGUCAAAACGAGGUGAGCGACAUGAAACGUGACAUGUCCACUAUACGACACGAGGUCGAAUCAGUUCACCACGUCAAAGAAGAUAUUGACGAUCUGCGCGACUGCAUCGAUAAGUUACAAGAACAAAAUCGACGUAGGAAGAUGAGAUUACUCGAACAGGGACUGACGGGCUUCCUCAUCUACGCCAUAUUUGCCGCCGUGCUUGGAAUGCUCCAGUUCGGAUACAAUACGGGAGUCAUCAACGCACCGCAAGGAGUGAUCGAGGAGUUUAUCAAAGAUGCCUACCACUCACGUUACGGAGUUAAGAUUGCCGAUGGCUGGGAGAAAAUCAUCUUUUCAAUCACCGUCUCCAUUUUUGCGAUUGGCGGGAUGAUUGGCGGCGUCGGAGGCGGAUUCGUCGCCAAUCGAUUUGGCAGGAAACGUGGCCUCCUGCUGAAUAAUGCAACGGGUAUUCUCGGAGCUGCUCUGAUGGCUUUCUCCAAAGCGGCUCAGUCCUACGAAAUGCUCAUCAUUGGAAGACUGAUCAUCGGAUUCAAUUGCGGAUUGAAUACGUCGUUGGUCCCUAUGUACAUUUCGGAAAUCGCUCCGCUCAAUUUGCGCGGUGGCUUGGGGACGGUGAACCAAUUGGGGGUCACCGUUGGAAUCCUUUUCUCGCAGAUUUUAGGCAUUCAAGAAAUUCUCGGCACCGAAAGUGGAUGGCCGCUGUUACUAGGUUUAGCCGUAUGCCCUGCCAUCUUGCAAUUAGUCCUUUUUUCGUUCUGCCCCGAAUCUCCGCGCUAUCUCCUCAUCACAGCCAAUCGCGAAGAAGAAGCCAGGAUUGCAAUGAAACGUUUGAGGGCCUCUAGCCAGAUUGAAGAAGACAUGGAAGAAAUGCGAGUCGAGGCCCAACAAUCUGAAGCGCACAUGGGAAUGUUGGAAUUGCUCAAAUCGCGCGCCUUGCUCAUGCCCCUUGGCAUUGGCAUAGUUAUGCAGCUUUCGCAGCAAUUGUCGGGAAUCAAUGCCGUGCUGUACUAUUCCACUGAGCUUUUCAUCGGUGCUGGUUUAGCUAGCGAAUCUGCCAAAUACGCCACUAUUGGUGUGGGCGCCAUUAUGGUGGGCAUGACCCUCGUGUCGAUUCCAUUAAUGGAUCGGGCUGGCCGUCGCACCCUUCAUCUAUGGGGUCUUGGGGGCAUGUUCAUUUUCAGCAUAUUCAUCACUAUCUCUUUGCUUGUUAUGGAAUUAAUCGAAUGGGUUCGCUACGUGGCGGUCGUGGCUACACUAACCUUUGUGCUGUUCUUCGCCGUUGGUCCCGGCUCCAUUCCAUGGAUGAUUACAGCUGAAUUAUUCAGUCAAGGCCCACGACCGGCUGCCAUGUCCAUCGCCGUACUGGUAAACUGGCUGGCAAAUUUUCUUGUUGGUCUCUUCUUUUUGCCUCUCAAGGGGGCGCUACACAACUACAUUUUCUUGCCAUUCAGCGUCCUGUUGGCAUUCUUCUGGGUAUUCACUUACAAAAUCGUGCCAGAAACGAAAAACAAGACGUUUGACGAAAUUUCGGCUCUAUUUCGCCGCAAUGAUCGUGAGGAAUUCGCAACGCAGAAUUGCAUUCUGACUUCCAGUGGCGUUGGAUCUAGCACCCUUGCCGUUCCUGUGCCAUCCGGCACUCCUGCUCACACAGAGAGCACGGCGCUUCUGGCCGACAUCCGUACCAUCAAAAUCAACGCGUCGUAGUAGGAAUCAGAAUCCAUUUUCCCAUAAACUAUUUCUUCAUCCUUCCAUUUAUGUCCUCUUAUCUCUUUGGCCUCUCUCCCACUAAUUUAUCUCAUCUCCCCAUGUUCUCGUACAAUAACCGUGUUGAGAAACAUGGCUUCCUAAAUCAGAAGUACAUCGGUACAUCAGUAGCCUUUUUGUUCGAUACACAAAGACGAAGAAUACCGGCUCAACAUGGAAGCUCGACUCCUCUUUCAUUCUUUUUUAUUAUACAUAUACAUAUGAAAAAAAAGAGGUUUUAAAAAACGUUCAAAAAGGAAAAAAAGAAAAGAAA